AUGGUAGAGAUGCCAAUUAGUAUUGUUCAAGAUGAAAGAUCUAAAAAUUGGUGGAUAACUAUUAACGGUAAAGCAGUUGGAUAUUAUCCACAAGCUUUGUUCAACAACUUGAAAACAGCUAAUCAAGUGGGAUGGGGAGGGGCUACGAUUGCUGUGGGUGCUCCUAGCCCUCAAAUGGGAUCAGGAUCCUUUCCUGACCGGAACUUUGAGCAUGCAUGUUAUUUUAAAAAUAUUGGAUAUAAGAAUGAAACUAAUUCACCCUAUUAUGGACCUGAUCAGUAUGCGGCACAUAUUUACCAUGAUGCCCCUGAAUGCUUUGGAGUUGACUACUAUGGAAAACAAAAAAGUCCAUAUGGAUAUUCUCUUCAAUUUGGAGGACCGGGUGGAAGAUGUGGUGGAUAUUUUUAA
Lathyrus oleraceus (garden pea) is the source of this 408-nucleotide messenger RNA. RefSeq lists its product as uncharacterized. The coding region runs from base 1 to 408 and encodes 135 amino acids. NCBI's taxonomy places the organism in Eukaryota, Viridiplantae, Streptophyta, Magnoliopsida, Fabales, Fabaceae. The record is from RefSeq and is a predicted model, not a curated record. The transcript has a single exon.